AAGUGAAUUUGUAAGAAAAAUAUUAGGGAACUGAAAUGCUCACUGAAUUGUCCACUACAGUUGUGGUUGCGUCUUUCUGUUUCCAUCUCCACUUGCGACGGUAGGUGGAGCUAUUUAUGAUACACAACCCAAAAAUUCUCUCCCAGAGUUCUCAACUGUGCAGUAAUUGGUUCGGCCUCUGAGCGCCGCUGUUCACCAAGCAGGGAGGAAAAGGCAGCGAAGCUGUGCUCGAUUUGCAGGCGCCUAAAGCACAAUGCAGAUAGAGUGAGACAAAAUACCUCUCCAAGGAAACUGGGAGGAGCUAGUCCCACUUCCUAACUGUCGGAUUCCAAAGCCUGAAAAAGCAGAUUCUAGUUCAAGUGGUCAAAGGCAGAAUUGGAAGUAAUCCUCAAGUGACAAUGAUCCCCGCCCAAAGGCUCAAGGACUGCAAAGGGCUGGUCUUCCUGGGAGUCCUCCUCGGGAUGCUGUGGGAGGUCGGAUCCACCCAGAUACGCUAUUCAGUUCCGGAAGAGCUGGAGAACGGAUCUAGGGUGGGCAACAUCUCCAAGGACCUGGGCCUGGAGCCCCGCGAGCUGGCGGAGCGCGGGGUCCGCAUCGUCUCCAGAGGUAGGGCUCAACUUUUCGCUCUGAACCCGCGAAGCGGCAGCUUGGUCACAGCAGGGAGGAUAGACCGGGAGGAGCUGUGUAUGGGGUCCGUCAAGUGUCAAUUAAAUCUAGAGAUUUUGAUGGAAAACAUAGGGAAAAUAUACGGCGUAGAAGUAGAAGUGAGGGACAUUAACGACAACGCUCCCUACUUCCGUGAAAGUGAAUUAGAAAUAAAAAUGAGUGAAAACGCCGCCGCUGGAAUGCGGUUCCCUCUUCCCCACGCUUGGGAUCCAGAUAUCGGCAAAAACUCUCUUCAAACCUACCAGCUCAGCCCAAAUGCUCACUUCUCGCUGGAGGUGCAGAACGGAGCUGAUGGUAACAAAUACCCGGAACUGGUGCUUGAGCGCGCAGUCGACCGGGAGGAAAAGGCCAUGCACCUCCUGGUCCUCACCGCUUCCGACGCGGGGGACCCAGUCCGCAGCGGCACGGCGCGCAUCCGCGUCAUGGUUGUGGAUGUGAACGACAACGCACCUGUGUUUGCUCGGUCCGAGUACCGCGUGAGUGUGCCGGAGAACGUGGAUGUGGGCGCUCAGCUGCUGCAGGUCAAUGCCACCGACCCGGAUGAAGGAGCCAAUGCAGAAGUGACGUAUUCCUUCCGGUAUGUGGACGACAAGGCGGCCAAAGUUUUCAAGCUUGACAGUAAUUUGGGGACAAUGUCAACAAUAGCGGAGCUGGACCACGAGGAAUCGGGUUUUUACGAGAUGGAAGUGCAAGCAACAGAUAACGCGGGGUAUUCUGCACGGGCCAAAGUCCUGGUCACAGUUCUGGACGUGAACGACAAUACCCCUGAAGUAGCCAUCACGUCUCUCACCAACUCUGUUCCCGAAAAUUCUCCCCGAGGGACAUUAAUAGCCCUUUUAAACGUAAAUGACCAAGACUCGGGAGAAAAUGGACGGGUAAUAUGUUCCAUCCAAGAGAAUCUGCCCUUUAAAUUAGAGAAAUCAUACGGAAACUACUAUAGUUUAGUCACAGACACAGUCCUAGACCGAGAACAGGUUCCUAGCUACAACAUCACAGUGACCGCCACUGACAGGGGAAGUCCGCCCCUGUCAAGCGAAACUCACCUCUCACUGAACAUAGCAGACACCAACGAUAACCCACCCGUUUUUCCUCGGGCCUCCUACUGGGCCUACAUCCCGGAGAACAACCCCAGAGGGGCCUCCAUCGCGUCUGUAACCGCCCACGACCCUGACAGUGACAAGAAUGCCCAAGUCACUUAUUCCCUAGUUGAGGACAUCCAUCAGGGCGUACCCCUCUCCUCUUACGUCUCCAUCAACUCGGACACUGGUGUCCUGUAUGCACUGCACUCCUUUGACUAUGAGCAGUUCCGAGACCUACAGCUGCAAGUGAUGGCACGUGACAGUGGGGACCCGCCGCUCAGCAGCAAUGUGUCACUGAGCCUGUUUAUACUGGAUCAGAACGACAACGCCCCCGAAAUCCUGUACCCUACUCUCCCUACAGAUGGAUCAACUGGCGUAGAGUUAGCGCCCCGCUCAGCAGAGCCUGGCUAUCUGGUGACGAAGGUGGUGGCGGUAGACCGAGACUCAGGACAGAACGCCUGGCUGUCCUACCGUCUGCUCAAGGCCAGCGAGCCAGGGCUCUUCUCGGUGGGGCUGCACACGGGAGAGGUAAGCACCGCUCGGGCCCUGAUGGACAGAGAUGCUCUCAAGCAGAACCUUGUAGUGGCUGUGCAGGACCACGGCCAGCCUCCGCUCUCCGCCACUGUCACCCUCACUGUGGCGAUCGCCGACAGCAUCCCCGACGUUCUGGCGGAUCUGGACAGCCUAGAGUCUCCUUCCACCUCCGAAACCUCAGGGCUCACUCUCUAUCUGGUGGUGGCCGUGGCGGCGGUCUCCAGCGUCUUCCUGGUCUUUGUUCUGGUGCUGCUGGCUCUCAGACUGCGGCGCUGGCACUCACUGCGCCUGCUCCAGGCUGCGGGACCCGGAUUGGCUGACGUUCCAGCCUCUCACUUUGUGGGCGUAGACGGAGUGCAGGCUUUUUUGCAGAGUUAUUCGCACGAGGUCUCGCUCACUGCGGGCUCCCGAAAGAGUCAUUUGAUUUUCCCGCAGCCCAACUAUGCCGACACGCUCAUCAGCCAGGAGAGCUGCGAGAAAAGCGAGCCUCUUUUGUUAUCGGGUGAUUCGGUGUUUUCUAAAGAUAACCAUGCAUUAAUUCAGCAAGCCCCGCCCAACACCGACUGGCGUUUCUCUCAAGCCCAGAGACCCGGCACAAGCGGAUCGCAAAAUGGUGAUGAAACCGGCACCUGGCCCAACAACCAGUUUGAUACAGAGAUGCUGCAAGCCAUGAUCUUGGCCUCUGCCAGUGAAGCCGCUGAUGGCAGCUCUACUCUGGGAGGGGGUGCUGGCACCAUGGGCUUGAGUGCUCGAUACGGACCCCAGUUCACCUUGCAGCAUGUGCCCGACUACCGCCAGAAUGUGUACAUCCCUGGCAGCAAUGCCACACUGACCAAUGCGGCUGGCAAACGAGAUGGCAAGGCUCCAGGGGGCGGUAACGGCAACAAGAAGAAGUCGGGCAAGAAAGAGAAGAAGUAAUACGGAGGCCAGGCCUUGAACCAACAGGGCAGCCUCCCUCCCCAGCCAAGUCCAGAUUGUCCUUACUUGUACCCAGGCCUCAGAAUUUCAGGGCUCACCCCAGGAUACUGGUAGGAGCCAAGGCCAUGCUCCCCGUUGGGAAACAGAAACAAGUGCCCAAGUCAACACCCCCCCUCUCUGUGCCCUAGGGGGUUGAAUAUGCAAAGAGAGUUCUGCUGGGAGCCCCCUAUCCAAUCAGUGAUUGUACCCACAUGGGUAGUAGGGUUAGUGUGGACACAUACACACACACACACACACACACACACACACACACACACACACAAAAUCCUACACACACUCCCUUAGUUACAACUGACCUCCUCCAUCUUCCAGCUUAGGCAGGUUUAUCCCCUGCCUCCCUCUCCUCACCCCACCCACUCCUUCAGUCCCUGUUGGGGUGACAGGUGACCUAAGUGGUCUCCUAGUUCUGAAGAGUUGAGAGAGAAUCCCCACCUUUUGGCCUCUCCUUCAAUUCAGCCCCCC
Messenger RNA from Acomys russatus (golden spiny mouse), 3719 nucleotides. Its product is annotated as protocadherin gamma-A12-like. NCBI's taxonomy places the organism in Eukaryota, Metazoa, Chordata, Mammalia, Rodentia, Muridae. The record is from RefSeq and is a predicted model, not a curated record. Gene Ontology annotation, cellular component: plasma membrane. Gene Ontology annotation, biological process: homophilic cell-cell adhesion. Gene Ontology annotation, molecular function: calcium ion binding.